UAUAAUAAUGUACAUGUAUUUGUGCACAUAUUAACGGGAUAACGAGUUUGCGGUGUAAAGUCGAAACAAAAUCAUAGACGAAGCCGAAAAAGCCACUGUGCAUGUGCCUCACAGGCAUAUUACAUGCCCCCGUCUUCGACUUGUUGUUGUGUGCGUGCCCCCAACUCGAACGUCCUUUGAGGACGCUGCCGCUGCCAGCCUAUGCAAAUUUGUGCGGAAAAUAAUCGUGAUUUCAAGUCAAGUGCGAAAACCGAUUAAAGCGGAUACCGAAAGCAAAUCGUAAUUCGUCGGAAAUACGACUAUCCACGGAAUCAACCAGAGGAAUUAGAAGAUGGCCUGGGGAUACUGGUCUGCCACGACUGUGGAUCGCGGACGCUCGCCGCGCCGCCUGACACAGUGCACCCCGCUGCCCGUGAAUAUAGUGCAGCAGGAGGAAGAGGAGGAGCAGCAGCAGCAGCAGCCGUUGCCGGCAUCAUGCAUACCCCAGCAGCAGCAGCCGCAACCGCAUCAGCAUCAGCACCAGCACCAGCAACAACAACAACAAUCGCAAACCUGCCCCAGCACGCCGUCAGCCAAUCAACAGGGAAGCGGCAACCUCUGCUACAGUCCAUCGUGUCGCUCCCGCUGCUCGAGUCCGUGUCCGGGUUCCCCCUGCGGUUCCAUAACACCGCCGCCACCGCCACUGCUGACGUCCUCGCAGCAGCAUCUCCACUCGAACAAGAACUGUCCCGCUGCCCAGCAGCUGAUGACACAUCUGGACUAUGCGGCCAGAAGGCAGUCGUUGGAUCAGCUGGAUAGUCCGCAGUCCAAGUACUUCGACAUCCAGGCCAAUCAGCUGUCGGACAUCAUGUGCCGCGGUGCAGUGGUCAGCUCCAUACAAUCGGCCAACAAUACGCUAACCCGCGGCGUCUCGCUGCACAGUCGCAGCGGCAGUGCGCAUGGAAGCCACCAUGGAAGUCACCAUGGGAGUCACCACAGCCACAGCCAUCACGGGAGUGCCCACGGAUCGUUGGGCUGCCUCCAGGCGGGCGUAAGUGUGGGUGUGGGUGUGGGCGUCGGAACAGGAAGCACUGGCAGCAUUGGAAUGAUGUCGGCGGGUCACAUCGAUACGGGCGACUAUGAUGUGCCGCAUCCGCACCCGUACACGCACCACUAUAUGCAGACAACGGCAUCGGUGACACCGCCACGUGGCAGCCUGAGUCGGCCGGGAUCGGCGGGAGCCGUGUGUGCUGGCCACGACUCCGGAUCGGACUCGAGUCAGGGCUGUGGCGGCUCCAUUAUGGGAGGAAUGCUCGUCAUGGGCCAUCCCGGCCACAUGGGCAGCCUGGGGCACCACAGUGCGGGCAGCGGCUCCCUGGGACGGUGCUCCAGUCGCUGCCACAAUACGAACACCACAACCACCGAUGACUCGGGCGGCGGCAGCAGUGGUGGCGGCGGUGGAGGCGUCGUCGGUGGCAAUGCCUCGAUCGCCGUGGGUAUGCCGGGCAUGCUGAUUGACUACCAUCAUGGCCACCACAGUGGCAGCGCCGGCAGCGGCCUCAACGGCUGUGGAUCGGGCAGCAUCGCCGGCGGCAGCAUGGGAGGGCGCAACAGUGUCCUGGGCACCAUACACAACGGCCACGGCCAUCAUCAUCAGCAAUAUCAUCACGAGUGCAUUCACUAUGAGCGUCUGCCCAUUCCCGUGCCCAUUCCCACAGUGCCCAUGGGCGUGGCACUGCCACAGCAGCAGCAGCAGCAGAUGCCGCCUCAGAUGCCCCCGCAGCAUCAACUGCAGUCGGAGGAGGAGAUCGAGCCGGCCUAUGCGACAGUAUUUCCCAAUGUUCCUCAAGCGCCGGGAUUGUCCUGCGAUGGCGAAGAUCGCAGCAUCUAUCGACGUGGUGCUCGACGCUGGCGUAAGCUGUAUCGCGUCAACGGACACAUUUUCCAGGCCAAGCGUUUCAAUCGCCGUGCUUUCUGUGCCUAUUGCCAGGAUCGUAUCUGGGGCCUGGGGCGACAGGGUUUCAAGUGCAUACAAUGCAAGCUGCUGGUGCACAAAAAGUGCCACAAGCUGGUGCAGAAGCACUGCACCGACCAGCCAGAGCCAUUGGUCAAGGAGCGGGCCGAGGAGUCCAGCGAUCCGAUGCCGGUGCCAUUGCCCCCGUUGCCAUAUGAGGCCAUGGGCGGCAGCUCCGAUGCCUGCGAGACGCACGAUCAUGCGCACAUCGUGGCCCCGCCACCGCCCGAUGAUCCCCUGGAGCCGGGCACCCAGCGCCAGUACUCGCUGAACGACUUUGAGCUGAUACGCGUUAUCGGUCGUGGAAGCUAUGCCAAGGUGCUAAUGGUGGAGUUGCGGCGCACGCGUCGCAUCUACGCCAUGAAGGUGAUCAAGAAGGCGCUGGUCACCGACGACGAGGAUAUCGACUGGGUGCAGACGGAGAAGCAUGUGUUCGAGACGGCGUCCAACCACCCGUUCUUGGUGGGACUGCAUUCGUGCUUCCAGACGCCGUCGCGUCUCUUCUUUGUCAUUGAGUUCGUUCGGGGCGGCGAUCUGAUGUACCACAUGCAGCGCCAGCGGCGGCUGCCCGAGGAGCACGCCCGCUUCUAUGCGGCGGAGAUAAGUCUGGCGCUGAACUUCCUCCACGAAAAGGGAAUCAUCUAUCGCGAUCUGAAGCUGGACAAUGUGCUGCUCGACCACGAGGGGCACAUCAAGCUUACCGACUACGGCAUGUGCAAGGAGGGCAUUCGCUCGGGCGACACAACCUCCACGUUCUGCGGCACACCCAACUACAUUGCCCCAGAGAUCCUACGAGGCGAGGACUACGGCUUCUCCGUGGACUGGUGGGCAUUGGGCGUCUUGCUCUAUGAGAUGCUAGCCGGACGCAGUCCCUUCGACUUGGCCGGUGCCUCUGAGAAUCCCGAUCAGAACACGGAGGAUUAUCUGUUCCAAGUGAUUCUGGAGAAGACCAUUCGUAUACCGCGCUCCCUGAGCGUUCGGGCCGCCUCAGUCCUGAAAGGUUUCCUCAACAAGAAUCCCGCUGAUCGUUUGGGCUGCCAUCGGGAGUCCGCCUUCAUGGAUAUCGUCAGCCAUCCGUUCUUCAAGAAUAUGGAUUGGGAAUUGAUUGCACAGAAGGAGGUGCAACCGCCUUAUAUACCAAAUCUGGAUCCUGGUGAUCCCUAUGUGACAACAAAUUUUGAUGAUCAAUUUACGCGAGAACCGCCCGAACUAACGCCCGACGAUCCUCAUGUCAUUGACAACAUUGAUCAGUCGGAGUUCGAGGGCUUUGAGUAUGUGAAUCCGUUGCUAAUGUCCUUGGAGGAUUGCGUCUGACACCACGAAACGUGUGACUUACAUCCGUAUAAUGUAAGGCUAUAUGGCGAAGACUCCAGUGAUUACGAUUCUGUGGCAGAUGAUUUGAGUCUCCUGCAUUUGAACAGCGCAGGAGGGGCAGUGGCUGUGACUGGCUCUGGCGCUGGGCCAGUCAAUGCCAAUAACAAUCUAAGCCAGCAGCAACAUUAUCGCCAGCAGCAGCAGAUACAACAACAGAAACAACAGCAAUAUCAUCCUCAUUCAGUAUACUCACAGCAGCAACAGCAGCAGAUGCUGCAACUACAACAGCAGCAACAGCAGCAGCAACAGCAACAGCAACAACAUCAUCAUCAUAAUGGUAAUAAUAUCAAUCAUAAUAAUCAAAUGCAAGCAAAUAAUAAUAAAAGUCUACUGCAGCACAUGUUUUGCCUUCCAUUGAACUAAUUAAAAUAACGAAUUAGAUAAAGCAACAUGCAACAACAAUAAGCAGCACCGCAACAACAACUAGCAGAGCAACAAAAAAAAAACAAACAAACAAAAAAAGAAAAACAAAUUUAAAGUUAAUACAAAUUAAACGAAAAUGGCACAACUACCAAAAUUAUAUAAUCUUCUUAAAAGCAGAUACCAUUUUUCGUAAAAACCUCUAUAUAUUAUAUACAUGAAACAAAGCAAAAUCAAAGCAAAGCAAAAGAAAGUCACAAGUUGCGAGUAUUAACACACUAAACAACAUUAAGUAUGAGAGAAACGAUUACUUUACUACUUAAGCACCUAGGCAGACCCGACUCUAUGCAAAAAAAAAAAACAAAAAAAAACACUUUCAUAACUCAAUGCAAGACUUUUCAGCCAGAAACCCUGUGGAGGAGACUCCUAAGAGUAUCCCAAGAAACCAUUUUUAAGCUACAUCAAACAUAUAAAUAAUUUAAUUUUUAAACGUUUA
This is a messenger RNA of Drosophila obscura, 4223 nucleotides long. It is a transcript of the gene aPKC, whose product is annotated as atypical protein kinase C. The coding region runs from base 332 to 3307 and encodes 991 amino acids. Gene Ontology annotation, molecular function: protein binding; ATP binding; protein serine/threonine kinase activity. The transcript is spliced from 10 exons. NCBI's taxonomy places the organism in Eukaryota, Metazoa, Arthropoda, Insecta, Diptera, Drosophilidae. Gene Ontology annotation, biological process: establishment or maintenance of cell polarity; protein phosphorylation. The record is from RefSeq and is a predicted model, not a curated record.